Molecule: messenger RNA, 1584 nt
Organism: Aspergillus terreus NIH2624
Lineage: Eukaryota; Fungi; Ascomycota; Eurotiomycetes; Eurotiales; Aspergillaceae
Exons: 3
Coding region: 1-1584 (527 amino acids)
Molecular function (GO): ADP binding
Source: RefSeq, a predicted model, not a curated record
AUGCAGCCGGUGCCGCCCCAUCCUCCAAUGCGAUGUAGCACGAUUCCAUACCCACCGCAUCCCGGGUUCUUUGGGCGGGAAGAUAUUUUGGCUGAUAUAUCUGAAGGGUUCGACCGCCAGGGACCGCGACUGAAGUCCGUUGCCAUCUGGGGUACCGGAGGCGUCGGUAAAACCCAAAUAGCGCUCGAAUUCGCAAAUAGGCGGUGGUUGAAAGGAUUCGAUGUGAUCCUGUGGAUUGGCAGUGAGACGCCGGCCGAAGUUGCCAAAGCUUUCAGCGAUGCUGCACGGGGCCUUGGCCUGGUCUCUGAAUCAGAGCACAACUCGCCGGAAAAGAAUCGCCAUAUGGUGCUGCAAUGGAUCCUGAAGACAGAAAACCACGAAGCGCUACUGGAAAACUGGCCCUCUGUUGAUCACGGCUGUAUAUUGGUAACCUGCCGCAGUGAGCUUCUUGCCAACUCAGAUACAAUUGCAACUCCCAUCGAAGUUCCUCCCUUCUCGCCCGCUCAGAGUACAGACAUGAUCCUCCAUAUCUUGAACAAGAAAUCUGUGUUCGAAGAGGAAGCUUCAGCAGUGUCCGAAUUAUCAAAUAAGCUUGGAGGCCUAGCUCUGGCGAUCGAUAUCAUAGCUAAGCAUAUCAAAUCCUCACGCAGGUUCAAGUCUGUGGCGGAAUUUCUGCCUUACUUCGAGAAGAACAAAAUAUCAGUGUUCAAGAGACCCAAGCGCGGUGGCCGUGACGCAUGGUACUCGAAGGGCGUUGAGACUGUUUGGCAAACGGCCUUUGGUAGCUUGAGUGACGAUGCGGCCCAAUUACUAGGCAUUCUCUCCUGCAUGGGACCAGAGGCUAUUCCGCAGUUUUUGUUUGAGUCUGAGGGUCGAAAUGAGCGUCGGCUCAUCGAAGAACUUGAGGAGGCAAAGAUGGAACUCCUCGAUUUGUCUCUUAUACGGAUAAACACUGAUACCGGUAUCAUUUCUGUGCACCGUGUUCUUCAGACAGUCUUCUUCAGCCAGAUGCCACUCGGUCUUCAAGUGGCUUCAUUCCAUCACGCGCACGGUGUUCUUCGAUCUCACUUCCCACAGCCUGGUCCGAGCCAUCUGUAUACUGAGUGGAAAGUAUGCAACGAUUUACAUCAUCACGUCCUUGCUCUCAGGGACCGAUAUGAGAUACUCAAACUUGAUGAUGCAUUCCCUGCCAAUAACACGUCGUAUAUUGAUCUUAUUCGGGAUGACGCUUUGUACGGUCCAACUCUUUGUUGCUGCAAGACGCGAAUCAUUCUCACCAAUACCAGGUACAUGAUCGAAAUCCAGCACUUUCUCGAGGCCGAGAGAUCGUUACACUUAAUUCUUGAGAACAUAGAACCCGACUCUUUGGGGGCCGCCAAAAUCCAGCGCAGCCUCCUCGGGCUCUAUGAAAGGAUGGGCCGGAGUGUGAAAGCCUGCGAAGCUGCCAAAGCGGAACUUGCAAUUAUGCUGAAGCAUGAUGUUCCAAAAGAUAAUGAGCUAGCUAAUGGCUAUAGCAAUGUUGGCUAUGCUCUUGUUUCAGCAGUCGAUCGGCAGAAGGUAUACCAUACCUUGAUGAGGCAAUAG